This is a messenger RNA of Centruroides sculpturatus (bark scorpion), 1080 nucleotides long. RefSeq lists its product as uncharacterized. The record is from RefSeq and is a predicted model, not a curated record. The transcript has 3 exons. Bases 109 to 1065 code for a protein of 318 amino acids. Lineage: Eukaryota; Metazoa; Arthropoda; Arachnida; Scorpiones; Buthidae.
GUUAGGAAGGAGGGAGUUGUGUUGUCGUUUGGUGUCAAGUGAAAUUCCGUUUUAAAAUGAAUAAAAUUGUUAAAGAAGGGAAGUAAUUGUGUUAUUAAGAGCUUAGUUAUGUCGUUAAGAAACGUAAAUAGCCAUUUUCCGGGGUCGAGCAAUGCUAGAGAUCAAGAUUGGACUUGGUACGCACCUCCUCCUGGAAAUCAAAGUAUCAACAACACUUACAGUAUUUGUACGAACAAAACUCAUGAAACGACUGCUGAUUGUCGUUAUUACGAAGCCAGUGGAGAAGACAACAAUACUUUGGCAACGUUCAUGGAAACAAAUCCAUCCAUUCCGAAAAAAGACAGAUCUACAAAACAGUCACGACAGCUUCCUCAUUGGUUAUGGUUUGUUAUAGCUAAAUGCUUAGGGAUACCGUUACAUCCUAAUGAUAAACCUAUCAUCGGUUUGAUACUGCACAUGCUUACUUUUGCUUCGGCUCUCACUUUUGCUGUUUCUCACAUGUGGUUUGUAAUAUUUGAUAUACUCUCUCCCAAUACUCCCAUUGAUAUCGCCAAUGGCACAGUUAGUAUUUUCUUAAUUGUGUGCUGGGGGUCGUUCGGUUUCUAUGCAAAAAACUUGAGUGCACGACUAUUCCGUCACACGCAGUUUCUUAGAGACAUAAGAAUGCACUCUCGUACUAUAUUCAAGAUCAAUGCUGCCGUUUUGUUUUUUCUAUUAGGUGCUAUUUUCAUCAGUACUAAUGAUUAUGAUGGCUUUCACUCAUAUUUAAAUGAAACUUGUGAAAAGGUGGAGUUAUACGUCAUUGUUUGCAAGUUGCAGUUUCUGUCAAGGGUGAUAUUUUCAGUCUUUGCACUCAUAUGGCACUCUUUAGUGUCUUUUGUUUUGAUAUCUGUCUGCAGGACACAUACUAUAGGCAUUCGACGUUUUAUUCGUGAAUUAGAAUAUGAUGCAGCAAUGUAUGAACACUAUUUUGCACAGACAAACAUGGAUGUUCCAUUAAAAUAUGAAGAUAUUUGUCAAGGUUUGUUAUGGCAUGUUUAUUUAAAAGUCUUAAUUAAUAAUUAGACUUUGCAUACAAGU